UUAUUCAGACAAUCAAAUUUUAUAUUAUUCGUGUUCUAAAUGAUAUGCAUGAUUUGGCAACAUCGCAUUCGUUACGUUAUCAUAAAGUCUGAAUUUUCAACAAAAAUAUUUUGUUUCAUUUAAUGUUUCAUUAAAUUGGCGAAGAGUAGGUUUUAUUGUUCAGUAAAUAUAAAAGGGUUGAACAUAGAUACAACGUUCAAAUGAAAUCUUUAUUUACUCGGUAGGUAACGUAGAGUGUUUGACCAACACAAGUAUCUAGAACUGGGUUAUAUUGUUGGUUGUCAAGAAAAGUGAGGAAAAAUGGCGGACGAAAGUGAAGAACAGUGGUUAUAUGGAGAUUCAACGGAUGGAAAAGAAUUAUCGCCGACAAAUGUUCAAAUUGAAAGUCAACAAAAUGAUUCAAUACCUAUUAAUUCUCAAGAAGCAUCACAAAUUUUGGAAGAAAAGAAAAAUGAUAACGUUCCAGAAAGAUUAGCCGAGAUAUCAGAAAAUGCAGGUUCACCUAGAGAAGAAUGUACAUUGAAUAAUAUGCAAGAUGAAAAUGAUCCUGAUGUUAGUAAAAAUGGUACAAGAGAAGCUUCCAGUCAAGAGGAUGGAGAAGCUGCAAGUGAUUCUGAUUCUGACGACGACGUUCAUGUAGUUAUUGGGGAUAUUAAAUCGACACCGGCAUAUGGUAGUUUAAAUAUUAAAAGAGGUGGCCUACUUACGACCGCAUCAGGGGUACCUGAUAAAUUGAAUAAGCAACCAGGGAAAUUUAGUAUAGACGAAUUCGAAACAAUUGGUGUUAUCAAUGGAAUGCCAGCUCAUGAAUUUAAUUUAGAUCAAUUAGAAGAUAAACCAUGGAGACAGCCUGGUGCAGAUAUAACAGACUAUUUCAAUUAUGGUUUCAAUGAAGAAACUUGGAGAGCUUAUUGUGAACGACAGAAAAAAAUGAGAAGUGAAUCUGGAGUAGGUUUGAUAUUAAAUGCGGGAGGCGGUGGAAGUAAUCCAGGUGGUAUGCGAGUACCACAAGUAGCAAUUACUAAUGAUAACAGUAAAUACUCUGGUAUCAUGGGACCAAAACGAGCUGGACCACCGCCAGGUAGAAAAAUGGCUGGCACUAUAGAUGUCAUCGGAAGUUCAGGAUUAGCUUCUAGAAGGAAUCUUGAUAAAUCACCGCCUAAAGGAAACGUAAUACAAGUGAUGACAGCAGACAGAAGAGAAUAUUCUAGAAAACCAGGUUUUCCAGAUAUGAGCGUACCACCGCCAGGAGCAGGAUUACCUCCACCCUUCGAUAUGCCACCUCCUGGAUAUCCCGGAGAGCCAGCUCCAUUCUACAUGCCUGAGACUGAUCCGUAUUAUCAAAGUUAUGAACCUACUCAAGAUAAUCAAUGGGGUAACGAUCCAACUUGGCAACCAACAAAUUUAGCCAUUCCAAUGACAGAAGGCGAAGAAGAGAAAGAUAUGGGCCCUAAAACGAUACCCACAAUGGUACCACCGAUAUCUAUACCACCUUUGAUGCCACCUAGAGAUCAACGAGAUAUUCGAGAACGUGAGAGGGAUAGAGAUCGAGAUAGGGAACGUGAAAGAGAUUUGGAUUCGAUGGGUAGGGAGAGAGAAAGGGAAAAAGAAAGGGAGCGUGAUCGUGAAAGGGAAAAAGAUUCAAUGAUCAGAGAUCGUGAUCGAGAAAGAGACUCCGUAGCACGAGACGAAGAAAGAGAUCGCGAUAGAUCACGAUCGCAAUAUCGACAUAAAGAGAGGCAUAGGCAUCGUUCAAGGUCACGAUCUCGUAGACACAAAUCGCGAUCGCGAAGUCCGAGUAGACGUAAGAAGAAAUCAAGACGCUCCGACCGGGAACGUUCUAAAGAAGAAAGCGAAUGAAUAGAAAUGUAUAUAUAAAUAUAUAUAUAUAUAUAUACACACAAAUAUAUAUAUACAUAUAUAUAUAUAUAUAUAUAUAUAUACACAGAUAUACAUACACGUAUAUAUAUAUGCAUGAUUAUGUAUGUAUAUAAACAUCGUUGUCUAAUUAAAAAGAAAUCGACGUUCGAAGCUAAAAAAAGUUUCAUACUUUUUAAAAAUUGUUUUUGAUGAUAAUCCAUAUUCGCACUGUAUUUUCUUCGCAGUCUGUAAUUUCCUGAAAUUCACCAUGAAUGCUAUCUCUCUCUCUCAUGGUUCUUAAUUAUAAGUAAAGACAAUUAUCAUUUGUGAGCGAUAAUGAAAUAAAAUUUAUUGAUUACAACAAAAUAAAAGGAAAAAAAAAAAAAAAGAAAAAAAAAGAAAAAAAAAUAAUUUGCUCGUCCUAAUGAUUUUUAUAUCCCAUCACCAAUUUGUAUAAUCCUGUAAUUGGGUUAACCGAAGGAAACAAAAUUAAUGGUGCAUUAAAGGAAAUAGAAAUAUUAAAAUGACAAACACGUGCCAUUCAAUGUAUGGUUUUAUAUCAUAAUGUUAUUACAGAAAUUGUAUUUCAUAAUAAUUAAAAGUAGUAAUAGUUUAUUGGUAAAUCACUCACGCGGGUGAAUUAAUGGAUCGAUAAUAACGCCGAUUUUCUAAUGUCGACCUAAUAUCGAUCGUCGCACACACGUGUGUUUUCUUUCUUCUCUUCUUCUUCUUUUUUUUUCUGUUUUUCUCUUUUUCUUGUUCAAUUAUACUUCCUUUUCUUUUCUUUUUUUUUUUUUU
This is a messenger RNA of Vespa crabro (European hornet), 2658 nucleotides long. RefSeq names its product pre-mRNA 3'-end-processing factor FIP1 (gene Fip1). Lineage: Eukaryota; Metazoa; Arthropoda; Insecta; Hymenoptera; Vespidae. Gene Ontology annotation, molecular function: RNA binding. Gene Ontology annotation, cellular component: mRNA cleavage and polyadenylation specificity factor complex. The record is from RefSeq and is a predicted model, not a curated record. The transcript is spliced from 4 exons. Bases 301 to 1860 code for a protein of 519 amino acids.